Gamsiella multidivaricata is the source of this 2631-nucleotide messenger RNA. RefSeq lists its product as uncharacterized. Lineage: Eukaryota; Fungi; Mortierellomycota; Mortierellomycetes; Mortierellales; Mortierellaceae. The coding region runs from base 1 to 2631 and encodes 876 amino acids. The transcript has a single exon. The record is from RefSeq and is a predicted model, not a curated record.
AUGCGCAUCACAGACAUCCCCGCAGAGUGCAUCCUCCGUGUAGUUGAGUUCCUCGACCUGCCUGACCAGCACAGUCUUCUCCUGACCUGUUCGGACCUCUUCUCGAAGGUCGUCCCUGGACUCUACCGGUCGCCCUUCAGAGCCAUCCUCGCCUAUGACCAAUGGCGACUCGCAUCAUCUUCCUUAUCUCCCUUAUCUCAACCAUCUUUACCGUCACCUUCACGUCCAACCCCAACUACGACUACGAUCACACACCGCCCUUCUCUCUCCAUCAUUACCACUACUACAGCCACCUCUACUCGCCACAGGCUAAAUAGUAACUACCCCAAUAAUAUCAAUGUCAGCACACCACAGCACAGCAGUGUCAACGCAUUCGCUAACGCAAAUAACAAUGUGAACACCAGCGCCAACACCGGCCCCAUUGCCCCCCUCGGAGGUGGAGGAGUCCAUCGGCCCCAAAACAUCUCCACUUCCUCCGUAUCAUCCACUGCAUCCACUACAUCCACUGCUACCUCUUCGUACUCCUCCACUAACAAUAACAACGAUCGCACUACCAACUCACCGACAACAGCAACCUCUUCAUCGUCCAAACAAAUUGAUCCCUUCACCAGUCUCCUCCUUCGGACCCAUGGUUGUCCAUCCCCACCUCGCCAUACUACCGCGCAGAAACAAAGCCAAGGUCACCAAAAAAGACCUGCUUCCCUACAGCGCCGGUCCUAUUCAGAACAUCCAAAGGGCACCAGCAGCAGCAGCGGCGGCGGCAGUACUGUUACCUCUGUCAGUCAAGUCAAUCUGCGAUCUAGGAGCAACAACGGCAAUGACUACAGUCACCAUAUUUUCAACAGUAGCAUCUCAAACACUCAUCACUACCCGAGCAUCAACAGCAACAACAACUGCUGCUGUUACAAUGGCACACAAAUCAACAUUAAGGCUCGUACUACUAUCAAUCCUCUCGCGCAACUAAAGCUGAACAAAAUCACUCGGCUUCUCCAGCUCCUGAUCUCUUGCACCUCUGUCCAGGCACGUCUUCCUGCGCUACGGUACCCUGGUUACGGGCAACAAUGGAUCCGGCCGCCAUGCUAUGUCGAUUAUCUUCAGCACUAUAUUGAUCAGCAGGAAAGCGGUCAGAGCUUGAUCCAAUGCUUUCAUCUGCUCUUUGCAAACCUGGUCCAGUGUCGAUGGGACGAUGAGGCCCAAGGGCUCGGCGUGCCCAUCGCUCCACCGGAUAAAGAGGCCUAUAGGGUUCUUCACCAGAUCCAAAAAGAGUUUAUGACGCAUAGCGCGGCGAAGAUACGGACAUUGUCAGUCUCGGUGGCUCAUACCGUUGAACAUGCAACAGAGCUGGUACCGCAGUUGGCGGCGGUGACGAAGCUGGAGCUGACAGACGUGGAGGAUCCGGAAUUCAAAGUGGAUGAGGCGGUUGAUUUUAUAAAGUCGCAUCGGAUGCUGUUUGGGCAUGUUAUUAGAGAUGUCAGGUUGGUCGAUAAGGCGGCUGUGACACCAAGCUCGUCGCCAACCUCCCCGUCAUCGCCACCGCUUUUGACGACUGCCUCGCCGACGAUUAACACGGCAGCAGCGCAUGCGUUUGCGGCCUACGCCUCAACAACUCGUUUCAUGGGGAUCCACAAUAACCAUAAUCAUCUCCUCGCGGUGAUGGAUACGCUCAAGAAUCUGGAACGGAUCGACGCUACGGCCUGGGCGAAUUGCAUCUUACAUCUAGACGCCAUUCCAACCACACAUCUCAAACGUCUUUGGCUUUCGUUUGCGUUCCCACCCUCAGAGACCGUCGACAGCAAAGCUGCGCGACUGUCCGAGUACUUAGACCGAUGCCGGAGACUAGAGGAGGUCCGGAUCCCGAUCCGACGGGCAGACGUCUUUCAUUGGGCCCUACAGGAGAAGAAGACAGCAUUGAUCUGUGCGCCGAUCUUGGCGAGCUCAAAGACAAAGAGAUUACCACGGAUUCGUAGGAUCCAUCUCCAGGGCCCGAGUCUGGAACUGAUGGAUUGUGUUCAGGACGCGGUUUUUGCAUUCCAGGAUACGCUCGAGGAUCUGGAGGCACGGUCGCGGUUGAGGGUAUGGCAGCCGACGACGCUGAGCUGGAAGUGUAUCCUUCCGAGACUGACAUGUCUGAGGCUCGAAGGAGAGAUCAGUAUGCAUUUCUGUAUGGAGACGUUGGAGCGAUGUCCAGCGCUUGAGGAGCUAUCUUUGGCGACAGCCACAGCGGAGGAUUAUAGAUUUCAGCAAUCAGGGUAUGGGUAUGGGCACAGACAUGGGCAGAUACAGCAGGAUCCAGGUUCAAACCUGCUGUUGUUUAUUCGCUCGAGAGAGAUGUACAAGAUCGGAUCGCUUAAAUGGUUGAGGUCCUUGAGUUUGAUAGGGCCCUGGCAGAUCCCGGAUAUGGCUCUGAGAAGGAUUGCAGAUCGAUGCGAACAUCUGAAGGAACUGGCUCUGGAUCAGACGAUGGGGUCAACGAUCGGGGGCGUGCUGUUGGCGGUUGAACGGAUGCAAAGACUCGAGAAAUUGGAUCUGUGUUUGGAUAUUGUGGAUCUGCGAUUGGUAAAAGUUGCAGCGAGGAAACUGAGGUUCUUGUCGUCAGUGCGACUGACCAACUUGCGAAGCGAGGAGUAUUAA